Molecule: messenger RNA, 4742 nt
Organism: Girardinichthys multiradiatus
Lineage: Eukaryota; Metazoa; Chordata; Actinopteri; Cyprinodontiformes; Goodeidae
Gene: rag1
Product: recombination activating 1
Exons: 4
Coding region: 165-3374 (1069 amino acids)
Biological process (GO): V(D)J recombination; adaptive immune response; pre-B cell allelic exclusion
Cellular component (GO): endodeoxyribonuclease complex; nucleus; DNA recombinase complex
Molecular function (GO): ubiquitin protein ligase activity; sequence-specific DNA binding; metal ion binding
Source: RefSeq, a predicted model, not a curated record
UCCAAACUGUGACAGACUCUCCAAGACAAAUACAGUGUAUUGUGUGCACUGUGAAAGGAGGCCUGGCUCCAGGGCUUUCCUUGUGCUCCCAUGCAGAAAGAGCCCCCAGGGGAGCCGGUGCCAGCUGAGACUGAAAAACAAGGGUCCUAGAUCUAAUUCUCAUCAUGGCAGCAGAGAGCCCAGAGACAGAUGGUCCCAGAUCCUUCAUGCCUGCUGAGCUCCAACAUCCCCACUCUAAGUAUUCUCAGUGGAAGUUUAAGCUGUUUAGGGUGAAAUCUAUGGAGAAGGCACCUCUGCCCAGUGAAACACAGUCUGAGAUAGGAGCUUCAUUAGGGAUCUCACCUCCUACUGCUCCACAUAUAGAGACAGAUCAUGGUGUGGGACUGGCGAGUGUUAUGAAAUUAUGCCUUGGGGGAAAAAGCAAAGAAAAUGUGGAGGGCCCUGGCAAGAGAGUGGAUAUGAAACUGCAGGAAAUGGACACCCACAUGAACCAUCUCAGGUGCCUGUGCCGCAUUUGUGGAAUGGCCCUGAGGAAGGUCAAAGGACCCGUGCAUGAUGUUCAUGGAGAUCUGGAUGAUGCAAGCAAGUGUGUGCUCCGUAAAAUGGGCUGCAAGUUUACGAGCUGGCCAGAGGUCCUCCUGAAAGUCUUCAAGGUGGAUGUGGCAGAGGACGCAGAAUCCAUCCACCCUCUUUCCUUCUGCCAUCGCUGCUGGCAGGCUACCAUACGUGGAGGGGGUGUCUGCAACUUCAUCAGAACAAAAGUUCCAGAGUGGAAGCCCCAUACCUCCCACUGCUCUCUGUGUUCCCCCAAAAAGUCAUCAUUUCAAAGGACUGGACGAAAGAGGAGGAAGGUUCUUCCUAAAGUCCAGAGUUUGGCAAAAAGAGUCAGGGGGGACUAUGGUGACAGCAUUGCUGUUGGUGAGAAGAGAGCCCUGAAACCCUUUGGAGACCGCCACAGUGCCGUGCUGAGGACCUGGAAAAAAAACGGCAUCCAAAGAGAACAGUGGGUGAAGAACAUUACGCACUGCCAGAAUGACCACCUGAACACCAAACUGAUUGCUGAGAAGCUGCCUGUGGAUUACAUCAUUUCUUUCACCUGCCUGGUAUGUGACCACCUGCUUUUUGAUCCGGUUCAGUCCCCCUGUGGGCACCUCUUCUGCCGCAGCUGCAUUAUAAAAUUUACUCACGUUCUGGGACCUCACUGCCCUGCAUGCAACUUCUAUUGUGUCCCCGAUGAUUUCAUCCCUCCUGCCAAAACCUUCUUAUCAACCCUCUACUCUCUGCCUCUGCUGUGUCCCUGUGAAGGCUGUGGCGAGUCCGUACAGUUAGGCGUGUUCAAGGCCCACUGUCUAAGCCAUGAGUUGGAGAAAGGUGAAAACAAACACUUAUCUCAGUUUCAAAGCUAUCUGCUACCCAAUAAGGGGGGAAGACCCCGCCAACACUUGCUCUCCUUAACCCGUCGUGCCCAGAAGCACCGAUUGAGGGAUCUAAAGACCCAGGUGAAGGUGUUUGCAGACAAAGAGGAAGGCGGUGAUCUGAAGUCUGUGUGUUUGACACUGUUUCUGCUCGCUCUGAGAUCUGGGAAUGAACACCGGCAGGCAGAUGAGCUGGAGGCCAUGAUGCAAGGCAGAGGCUUUGGAUUGAGUCCUGCUGUGUGCCUGGCCAUCCGGGUCAACACAUUCCUGAGCUGUAGCCAGUAUCACAAGAUGUAUCGGACGGUCAAAGCUACAAGUGGCCGCCAGAUCUUUCAGCCCUUGCACACUCUCCGAGCUACAGAAAAGGAGCUCCUCCCUGGCUUUCACCAGUUUGAAUGGCAGCCAGCUCUCAAAAAUGUGUCCACGUCUUACAAUGUUGGCAUCAUCAAUGGGCUGUCAGGAUGGACCUCCUCGUUGGACGACUCCCCAGCUGACACCAUCACCCGACGCUUUCGCUAUGACGUGGCGCUUGUGGCAGCGCUGAAGGAUCUUGAGGAGGACAUCAUGGAGGGGUUGAGAGACACUGGCAUGGAAGAUAGUGCUUGUACCUUGGGCUUUAGAGUCAUGAUCAAGGAGUGUUGUGACGGCAUGGGUGAUGUUAGCGAGAAGCACGGUGGAGGACCACCUGUUCCUGAGAAGGCUGUCCGUUUCUCUUUCACUGUCAUGUCGGUCUCUAUUCAGGCUGAAGACGGCCAGGAGGAGGUCACGAUUUUCACAGAGCCGAAGCCCAAUUCAGAACUUUCCUGUAAACCCCUUUGCCUAACGUUUGUGGAUGAGUCAGACCACGAGACUCUCACUGCUGUUUUGGGGCCUAUAGUUGCAGAGCGAAAUGCGAUGAAAGAGAGCAGGCUCAUUUUAUCCAUGGGGGGCAUGCUGCGCUCCUUUCGCUUCCACUUUAGGGGCACAGGUUAUGAUGAAAAGAUGGUGCGGGAGAUGGAGGGCCUGGAAGCUUCAGGAUCAACAUACAUCUGCACUCUGUGUGACUCCAGUCGUGCAGAGGCUGCUCAGAACAUGGUGUUACACUCCAUCACCCGCAGUCAUGAUGAGAACCUGGAACGUUAUGAGAUAUGGAGAACCAACCCAUUUUCUGAGUCUGUAGAUGAAUUGAGAGACAGAGUCAAAGGAGUCUCGGCCAAGCCCUUCCUGGAGACCCAGCCCACUAUGGAUGCAUUGCACUGUGACAUUGGCAAUGCCACUGAAUUCUACAAAAUCUUCCAGGAUGAAAUCGGGGAAGUGUAUAAAAAGGCCAACCCGAGCAGAGAGGAACGGCGCAGCUGGCGGGCAGCCUUGGACAAACAGCUGAGGAAGAAGAUGAAGCUUAAACCAGUGAUGAGGAUGAAUGGGAACUAUGCCCGAAGAUUAAUGACCAUGGAGGCCGCCGAGGUAGUUUGUGAACUGGUGCCCUCAAAGGAAAGGGGAGAGACCCUGAGGGAGCUCAUGAGGCUCUACCUCCAAAUGAAACCUGUGUGGCGUGCCACCUGUCCAGCAAAGGAGUGCCCGGACCAGCUGUGCCGCUACAGUUUUAACUCCCAGCGCUUUGCCGACCUGCUCUCCUCUACCUUCAAGUACAGGUACAAUGGAAAAAUAACCAAUUACCUGCACAAGACCCUGGCCCAUGUGCCUGAAAUCAUAGAGAGAGAAGGAUCCAUUGGAGCCUGGGCCAGCGAGGGGAACGAGUCAGCAAACAAACUGUUCAGGCGUUUCAGGAAGAUGAAUGCACGUCAAUCAAAGGCCUUUGAACUGGAGGACGUGCUGAAACACCACUGGCUCUACACCUCUAAGUACUUGCAGAAGUUUAUGGAGGCUCACAAGGACUCUGCUAAAGCUUUCCAGGCAACAAUUGAUCCAGAAGAGAUCCAGGAUGAUGAUGAUUUGACUGUGGAAAUCACCGGGUUUUGAUUUCUGUUAUACUAACUCUUUGAUUUAUUUUAAGCCAGUUGAUAAUCUGCCAUUUACCUCAAUGUUUAUAUAUUCUUACUUUCAAUUCUUAUCGAUGUUCAAUGCAAUAGAGAAAUAGAGUCUGUGUAGAUGUCCUCAGGUAAACUUAAAAACGUUGACAGUUAUUUUAAUAAAAAUUGUUUUAGAUUGUUUUUUAUUGUUAUUUUUAGCAUUGUUAAAAUGUUUUGAUAAAACAAAAUACUUUUUCUUUAGCGAACAAUAUUUUGCACUCAAAAAUAAUGUUUUCAAAUUCUAUGCAACAAUUUAUACACUUUUUCAUUGACAUUUCACUAUCGUAUUUAAUUUGAACUACACUCUUUGGUUAAAUGUCUGUUCUUCCAAAAUAACAGAGGAACUCACUGUAAACACAACAAAAGUUUAUUUUCUUUGCUUUUUACAACUUCUUUUAAAAAAAUCUUUUCUGUAUGUGAAAUAUGGCACAUUUUAUUGUAUUGCAAGGAUAUGACACAUUUAUGAAUUUAUAGAGAGGGGAUAUUUAUGGAAGCAGAUGAAAGAGCUGUACGUCAUGGAGUGAAAUUGUGUUAAAAAAGACCACAUUUUGGGCCACUGUAUUAAUAUAUCAUUUUAGCCAAAGGAAAAUGCAAUCACAGGGACCUAAAUGUUCUUUGUUUCAUGAGUGCCCUCUGAAAAAGAUGAGUUUAGUGCUUUAUCGUAAGGUCCCGAGGGGAUAGAAUAGAUGCCGGGUCACUUUAAAGCAAUUUAUUUAUCUCUUUUAGGCUUUGCACAGCUUAGGAUAGAUGAUAGUUUUUCAAAGUCUUCUCAUAAAAUGAAGCAUAUACUGACCUUUUUUGUUGAUAUCAUAAGAAUAUAGUGUGGUCCAUUAGAAAGCCUAAUACUCCAUGGACUCUACAACAAGAAGGGAUUUUUCUUCACUUUUGUUUCGGACCUGGUUCCUUUUUUCCUUCAGCAUUUCUUCACUGCCAUUGUUGACAGAGAAGAGGAAUGGGCAGGACCAGAAAGUCUCAUUUGUUGGCAACUUUAUUUGUUUGAUUGAUUGAUAAUAUUGUCUUUGUCUGCCCUCGCUAUUUUGAAUUGUGACAGGCAAUUUUCCUUUUCUUUCUUGAUUGAAUGUUUGAUUUUCCUUUACUGCCGUAUGUUUAACCAUACAAAUGCAAUGAAAUAUUCUGGGUUUCGCUGGUGAUCUUCCCAGAAAAACAAAAUAUUACACUACAGCUCUGCUGUUUUGUGUUGAUUUUCCUGUACUGUCAGUCAGCCUCACUGUCUUAUUGAAAAAUUGUUUUUGUGCAUGAUGGAGUAUGUACUUUUUCUCUUUAAAAUAAAGACAAUACUUGAACUGAUUACAAAUAA